Contarinia nasturtii (swede midge) is the source of this 2953-nucleotide messenger RNA. RefSeq names its product LIM/homeobox protein Awh-like. Gene Ontology annotation, biological process: regulation of transcription by RNA polymerase II; neuron differentiation. Gene Ontology annotation, molecular function: RNA polymerase II transcription regulatory region sequence-specific DNA binding; DNA-binding transcription factor activity, RNA polymerase II-specific. The transcript has 6 exons. The record is from RefSeq and is a predicted model, not a curated record. Gene Ontology annotation, cellular component: nucleus. Bases 1611 to 2456 code for a protein of 281 amino acids. NCBI's taxonomy places the organism in Eukaryota, Metazoa, Arthropoda, Insecta, Diptera, Cecidomyiidae.
CUUUGAGUGCUAUAGCCGUUGAUAAGUCUUUCGUUUCGUGUGUAUUGUUGUUGCGCUCAAAAUCGAUUUGAUAAAUUGUAAAAAAAAACAACCGAAACGAAAUAGAAACAAAAUCUCUGGCAAAACAUAAAUAGAAACUUAAAGAUAGAGAGAGAGAGAACGAACAAUAAAAAAACAACAUGAAAAUCUAUAAUAAUCGAGAGCUGAAAAGAAUAUAUCAAAACAAAGCAGGAACACAGAUAGAGCGAACGAUGCUUCAACACAUCGCUGGUUGAGCGAGCGCACCAUGAACACAUGUAUACACAUUGCAAUACGAUAAAAGACAGCAAUACUAGCAGAUACACGCUAUAAUCAAAUUUGCGUGCGCUUUGAGAGUGUUCGUGUGUGUGUGUGUGUGUGGAAGCGGCGAAUAUUUCGAAUAUAUAUAUAUUCAACAAAGGCAAAGCAUAUCUCCAUCGUCGGGCCAUUCGCUUGUUUGCCCAUUUGGUUCAGCGAACAAAACAUUGACAGAUUUUUGUUUUAGUUGUUUACGGGUGUCCAGCCAAAUCGGUGUUAUUUAUUUCAAUCGGUUUUUGCAUUUUUGCAAAUUCACAUAUAUAUAUGCAUAUAUGUAUAUUGUCUGUGGUUGCGCGUGGCCCAUUGUGUGAUCCCCACAAGUGGAUCCAUUGAAAGUUCAUGUGAAUUUUUUUUAUUGUUAGUAUAAAGAAUCUGUGCUCUUUGCUGCAUGAAUUCGAUAGAUUUUCUUUACUACAAAUUGACUGUAAUAAUUAUUUUUUUAAAAACGCCAAAUCGUGUUGCAAUCCACAUUUUUUGCUGACGUAAAUCAAACAGAGUGCAGUUGGCACUUAUAAAAUCAAAUUGCGAUAAAUAAAUUUAUUUUCGGAACUUUGUAUCACAAAGAAUACGACGACUACGACCAACGACGACGAUGACGACGAUGAUGAUGACAACAAAAACAGAAUAGUAAUAAUAAAACAAAUCGAUUGUCUUGUAAAUGAAUGAGAAAAAAAAAAGAACGAUUUUUGUUUUAUUGAAUGGGCAUACACACAGUGGGAAGCACAAAACUGAACCAAUGACGGUAAAAAUGCAGAAUUGAAACUGUGCACGUGUAUAUUGUCUCGUUCUCGGUGGCGUCUGUGUCAUAUUGACAACUACCAUAUAUUUCUUCAGUUCAAACUAAAUGAUCUGCGGUGCAUUUGAGAUUUCAUUUGCAAGUGAAAAGAAGUUCAAACAGUGACAAACAAAAAACAAAACAGUUUCUAUUUCUUUCGUUGACAAUUUUCGUUCUUAUCUGUGCAGUUCAUUCACAGAAGAAGAAGUAGAGAAAAAAAAACAUUCUCUCACUACUCUGUGUUUCUCUAUCGCGUGCACAAAAUAUAUUUUCUUAAUAAAUAUUUUAUUGAUGACGCGUGCAAGUUCUUGUUAGCACAUGUAAGAUAAACAACGAACACAAAAACAAUAAACGGUUCGUCAGUAUUUUGUGUUGGCAUUGUUUGCAUUUUUGAAUUGUAUGAGUGGACGUGCGACGCGCAUCAAUUCGGCGAAUUGCUUUGACUUUAUGUGGGGUUUUGAGCUCGCUUACUUGAUUAGCGGACACAUCAAUUGAAGGAAUGAAGACAGAACUUUGCUGUUGUGCUGCAUGCGGUGAACCAAUAUCGGAUAGAUACCUUCUUGAAGUCGGUGGUUGUACAUGGCAUGGAUCAUGUUUGCGAUGCUGCAUUUGCCUAUCGCCAUUGGAUCGUCAACCGUCUUGCUUUUUACGCGAACGUCAAGUCUACUGUAAAACAGAUUAUGCCAAGAAUUUUGGUGCAAAGUGCUCAAAAUGCUGCCGCGGUAUUUCAUCAUCGGAUUGGGUUCGACGAGCUAGAGAAUUGGUAUUUCAUUUGGCGUGUUUUGCGUGUGAUUCAUGCGGUCGUCAACUUUCAACCGGCGAACAAUUUGCAUUAUUAGACGAUCGAGUUUUGUGCAAAGCACAUUAUCUUGAAACGAUUGAUGGCGGCACGACAUCCAGCGACGAUGGAUGCGAUGCAGAUGGCUAUCAUAAAAGUAAAGCAAAACGCGUUCGAACCACCUUCACCGAAGAGCAACUGCAAGUAUUACAGGCCAAUUUUCAAAUUGAUAGCAAUCCAGAUGGACAGGAUUUAGAACGCAUUGCAUCAGUGACUGGGCUCAGUAAACGCGUUACACAAGUCUGGUUUCAAAAUUCAAGAGCACGCCAAAAGAAACACAUUCAUUCAGUUCCGAGAGAUAGCGAUGGAAACUCGUACAGCCGUCAUAUCAAUCUACAAUUGACAUACUCAUUUCAAAAUACAACACAUAAUUCGCUACAUAUAAAUAAUAACAACAAUCACAUUUCUAAUAAUAACAAUAAUAAUAAUAACAGUAAAACCCAUGAAUCAUCAUUAGACGAUUUAUCACAAGAUUCAAGCAUUCACUGCAUGCCAGCAGAAGUAUGAAACCAUUGACUGUGUGCAUAUUACAAUCAUGACGAAGAAUUUAAUAAAAUUAGAAAUUCAAUUUCACAUUUGACUUUAAGGUAAUAAAUUGAAAUGGGAUUUAAUUUGAAUUUAAAUACAACUAAUUAAUUUUGUUCCACAUUGUGGCCAAUUUUUCUCAGUCAGACGAAAAUAUGUUUAGCAAAAUGAAAUGCACGAAAUUCACAAUAAAUAUUUUCCUCUUACACACACGCACUAAAUAAGUAUCAUUUCACUCUCUUUUCUUUUCAAAAUAAAUCCCAUCAAUUUCCCAGACUCAUUGGCGAGAGCAUUAAAUUGUAGAACAAAAGAAAACUGUGGAUCUUCAUAACUUUAAUUAGAUUUCAAUGUAUUAUUAUGAUUACAUUAAUACCUUUUUACCUUUCGCUAUACAUCCCAACGGCAUCAAUCUCCAUAAACUGGCAUUUAUAGAAUUAAAUAAAUAUAUAUGUAUUUCAAGUAAAUAAAAAUGAUGUGAU